AUGUCUCAAGAUCCGUGGUUACAGAAUCAUGAGGCUAAUUGUCGCCUGGCCCAAGAAAUAGCUGAAAACAUCCAUGAGCGAAACAGACAACAGAAAACGGGGGGUAACCCUGCCAAAAUCAAUAUGACUCUUCGAGCAUCUCUACAGAAAUUAAAGCAGAAUAUUUCUCAGCUGAAAGAAGGUUUGUUGCGGUCUUCCUCGUCACGUCGCAUAACUCAAGCAGAAGCAGACAGAAGGCAAAAUCUCAUCGAUGACCUCCUAAGCAGAGAGAAACAACUCAAUGCAACUUUCAAAGGAGAAGCUUCAGGAACCGAAGCCCACAGAUCCUCGCUCAUGACAGGGGGAACAAGUGCAGCUGCCAAUCCUUGGUUGAUAAAUGAAACUGAGGAGUCCAAAGGCCUGUCUUUUGGGGAUUUAAAGCAGCAGCAACGACAAAUCAUCGAUGCUCAAGAUGCUGGUUUGGAGGCCUUGGCAGCGGUCAUUAGCCGACAGAAGAUAAUGGGCCAAGAGAUUGGCAAUGAGCUGGAUGAGCAAAACGAAAUCAUUGAUGACCUUGCAAACCUUGUGGACAAUACUGACAACCGGAUCCGUAAUGAGACGCGACGAGUCAAACUGAUUGAAACCAAGUCUGCAACAUGCGGGAUGUGGGUGGUGAUCGUGCUGCUGCUCGUCGCCAUCGUAACGGUCGCUGUGUGGCCCAUGUGA
Molecule: messenger RNA, 705 nt
Organism: Knipowitschia caucasica
Lineage: Eukaryota; Metazoa; Chordata; Actinopteri; Gobiiformes; Gobiidae
Source: the annotation of a GenBank genome assembly